AUGGAUGGAUCUAUACCAGUUUUUGAAAAACCUCAUCCACGAUUAAGCGUUUUAGAUUGGACAAGAAACAUACAAAGAUUACAAAAUGAAGCAAGGCUACGUCGUUUUGAGUCUUACGAACUUAGACAAAGAGCAAACCAACUUCGUAAUGAAACAUCGGUGACAACGAGAUGGGAUACCUAUACUAAUAAUGAGCUAAUGAGAGACAGAAUAUUUGAAGUACAAUCAUGGCGAGAGAAGCAAAGAUUUACCAGAGAGCAAGUAAGAGAUGAAAUAAGAGCCUUAAAGGAAGAAAAAAAUGCAACUGAGUUACACUUGGAAUCACUUCAGAUACCGUUAAUGGUUUCAUCACAAUGUCUAUCUAAUAGGGACCAAAGAGUACCUCCGGAAUUAACAAGAGAUCAACUUGGCGAAGAAUUAAAAAAGGAACUCCAUGUAAUCGAGAAUAGUAAACGUGUUUUAACUGACGUUUGUCACAUGGGCUGGGAAAAGAUAAAAGAGUUAACCAAUGUAUUUUGUAGACUAGAACGAGAAAUACAAAAUAAAGACGAUGCUUUGUGUUUAGAGUAUCACGUAAAGGACAUAAAUAGAGAAAGCUCGAAUAUAUCGUAUAAACUAGAUCCUACAAGAAUACCUCCCGAUUCUAUGUCAGAAGAAAGCUAUGUUCACUGCAUAGAAAACACAAUCAAAAUUGCUGAACAACUAAUGCGAGAAUCAAAAGAGUUACGUGAAACGAUGUUCAAGACGAGAGAACAGGCACGAAAUCAAAUUUAUGCUCAGGGUCAACACGUAGAAAUUAUAAUGAGGAGACGAGUUUAUGAUAUCCAGCGUGCAAGGAAUGAAAUGGAAUGGCAAAAAUAUAAACUCGAAAGCAAUUUACAAAAAGUAGAUCGCGAAAUUGAAAGCCUACGUGCAGCUGUAGCUGAUAAAAUAAAUCCAACAAAAUUGGUAGAAACUAGACUUGAAACACGAACUAGAAGACCAGUUCUCGAAAGAGUUCAGGAUAAACCAAUGCGUGGCUUGAUAGAAGAGUACGAGAGAGUUCAUACUAGUUCUAACUUACUGGAAAAGAAGUUAGAAGACGCAUUGGCUACUUACCACGGCCUUUACAAUCAUCAUCAACGAGUGAUGAAAGACUUGGAGCACAAAAACCAAGCACUAGAAACUGAUCGUCGUUUGAUAGAAAUACGCAAACCACUGCAUAAAGAAGACGAUACUGAAUUUAAAAGGAACGUCGGGUACUGCCAUAUGAGUGAUGAAUUGGUAACAGAU
This is a messenger RNA of Brenthis ino (lesser marbled fritillary), 1272 nucleotides long. NCBI's taxonomy places the organism in Eukaryota, Metazoa, Arthropoda, Insecta, Lepidoptera, Nymphalidae. The record is from the annotation of a GenBank genome assembly.